CUUUGACCCACACGAACACAAAACAAGUACUGGAUUAUUUCUUUUGAAAGAGGACCCUAGUUCAGUCGAAAAUGGGUUUUGAUAUUCCCUCAGAAUAUGGUUACGUUAUCUUAGUUUUACCUGCUACAUGGAUCGUCCUGACUAUCUUGGCAAUGAAUGUCAUGAAGGCCAGGAAGAAAUACAAAGUUGAGUAUCCCAACUUAUACUCAAAUAAUCACAAUUUUAACUGUGUUCAAAGAGCUCAUCAGAAUACAUUGGAGAAUUUGACAUUUUUUAUCAUGUUUUUACUAGCUGGUGGACUCCAAUUUCCAAAAUUAUGUGCAGCCAGUGGAGUAUUAUAUUUAAUUAGUAGAUUAGUUUAUGCAUAUGGUUAUUAUACAGGAGACCCUGCUAAAAGAAAUUACGGUGCUUUUGGUUAUAUUGGUCUGAUGACGCUUAUUGUAUGUACUGUUAUUACUGGAUUAAAUAUGCUUGGUUGGGUGUAAAACUAGUUGUAAUGAAGAAAACCAUGACAGACCUCUACUUAUUACUCUAACAAACCAGUAGUUUAUAACAUUUAUAUCAUAUGCAUGUACUUGUUUUCAUUUAAAAAAUUAUCAACUUCUUUUUUAUCUUAUAGUUUUUUGCUCAAUUGAACUUAUAUUUCUUUAUACAACGAUAUAUUAAAAAUAUUAAACCUUAA
Lottia gigantea (owl limpet) is the source of this 682-nucleotide messenger RNA. RefSeq lists its product as hypothetical. Gene Ontology annotation, cellular component: membrane; endoplasmic reticulum; nuclear envelope. Gene Ontology annotation, molecular function: glutathione transferase activity; glutathione peroxidase activity. The transcript is spliced from 5 exons. Lineage: Eukaryota; Metazoa; Mollusca; Gastropoda; Lottiidae. Bases 72 to 485 code for a protein of 137 amino acids. The record is from RefSeq and is a predicted model, not a curated record.